Messenger RNA from Petromyzon marinus (sea lamprey), 1393 nucleotides. Its product is annotated as prostaglandin E synthase 3-like. Lineage: Eukaryota; Metazoa; Chordata; Hyperoartia; Petromyzontiformes; Petromyzontidae. The record is from RefSeq and is a predicted model, not a curated record. Gene Ontology annotation, biological process: chaperone-mediated protein complex assembly; protein folding. Gene Ontology annotation, molecular function: protein-folding chaperone binding; Hsp90 protein binding. Gene Ontology annotation, cellular component: cytosol; nucleus.
GCGUGGUAGUAUGCUAGAGGGGGCGUGGUAGUAUGCUAGAGGGGUGUGGCCGUAGUGGAGGGGCGUGGUCGUGCGCUCGGUCACGUGGUUCUCGUUCUGGAAACCUCGCCUCGCGCAUCAUGGACGGAACCGGAGACCGAGCGACACACGCCGCCUCUGCGAAAUGGUACGACAGGAAGGAGUACGUGUUCCUUGAUUUUUGCAUAGAGGACAGCAAGGACGUGGCCGUAAAAUUUGAAAGCGGAAAGCUCUUGUUCAGCUGCGUGGGAGGAAGCGAUAAAGAAAAAUACCACAAUGAAGCUGAGCUCUUUGAACAAAUCAUUCCAGAAGAUUGCAAACACAAGCGUACAGACAGAACGAUACAUUGCUUAAUGAAGAAAUCCAAGUCUGGAGUGGCUUGGCCUCGGCUCACCAAAGAAAAGAGCAAGCUGAAGUGGCUGUCUGUCGACUUCGACAACUGGAAAGAUUGGGAGGAUGAGUCCGAUGAAGAAAUGGGAAAUUUUGACCAAUUCUCUGAUAUGAUGAACAAGAUGGGAGGUGAUGAUGAAAUGCCUGACAUGGAUAGUAUGGAAGAUGACGAUGGAGGUACAGACAGUGAUGAUGAAAAACUUCCCGACUUGGAGUGAAGUGGACAUGUGGCAGCUUUAUAGGAACCAUCCCAUUUACUGGCUGGUUUAGUUUGUUUUCAUGGUUUAAUUCACAGGGAUUAAGUUUUUAUCAUCUAUGCUUAAAUGUAUCUUACACAUCAACAUUGCAGCAGUUUGUGUAUUAAAAUGACUAUACAUCCUAAGACGGUAGUAUGGGAGGUAGCCAUAAACAUUUUCCAAUGAAUAAAAAUUCUGGACAUUGAUCAAUAUCCACGUACAAAUGUGCUGCUUUAUUUUCCAUUUUAAAACGUUUAAUAAAGACCUUUGUAACUAAUAUUUGAACUUUAGUUUGUGAAUUCCCAAAUUGGUAAAACGUGCAAAAAGUCAAAACUUCACUUGUCAACUAACGUGUAGGAGAACUCAGUGCAUUUCUCAGGCCAUAUAAAGCCAUGAAAAAAACAAUCAUUGUCCUUGAAAUUAUUUCUUACGUCUGGAGUAGAUUUUGUUUUUUUGUUCAUGUUAGGUGACAUUAACUAUUUACCAGCAGUAAAACUUCCACUUGCACUAUGAGUGACAUCAGUUACCUGCAAUUUUGUGGUGAUAAUUAUUGUAAUGUUUCAACCAAUUUAAAUGAUCAAUCUGGAUUAAUUUGACUCGUCCACGAUUUCUGAGCAAAAUUACACUUUUGCUGACCAACAUCGUGACAUAACUCAAAUGUGUAUGCUUAAUAAAGUAUUGGCCAAAUGUCCAUCACAGAAUCCUUAACUACCUUUUUGAACCAUCUGAAUAAAGAAUUCCAGAAUUGA